Mizuhopecten yessoensis (Yesso scallop) is the source of this 3884-nucleotide messenger RNA. RefSeq names its product methyltransferase-like protein 24. The transcript has 6 exons. The record is from RefSeq and is a predicted model, not a curated record. The coding region runs from base 246 to 1163 and encodes 305 amino acids. Lineage: Eukaryota; Metazoa; Mollusca; Bivalvia; Pectinida; Pectinidae.
GACACAUUCCGUUCAUUUCGUGGAAGUUAACAUCCUUUCUAUUUAUUGAUACCCGGUGGGGUUCCCCGGCCUAUUACCUCUCAGUAUCAAAUUAAGGCUACCAAGUAGUAAAUACAAUGACCAUAGACUUCCCCGUAGGCGCCUCGUGAUCACAAUCUAGACGUGCUAACCCGUACGAAUGUUCGCGUGGAAUAAGACCGAGAGUGUGCGGUGAAAAUCUGCCGUCAGAAACAGUAGGCUCAGACAUGAGGGCGCGUUGGACCUUACUCGCCGUUGUAGGGACCAUAUUUAUGUUUUCAUCCAUAUACUGGGUCAACAAAGGCAGUCUCAAACUGCAGCUCAGCGAUGGAGCGAUUCCGACCACUGAGGCACCGAAGCCAAAGGAAUUAACAAGGGCAGAAAGGCUACAAUACAUGAACCCAGACCCAAACAACGACACAUUAGUCCUGCCACCUAAACAGUUUAUGGAUCGCAUGAUCAGACAGGAUGUCAUGACCCUUUAUCACAGAUACAUCAACAGUCUUCAGUUUUUCUGUCACCGCGUCCUCCACUUGGGCAAACUUGAUGAUGGAGGCUGGGACAUUUGUGAUGACAAAGAGUUUAGACCUAACCAACAUUGUCUUGUCUAUUCCUAUGGAAUCAACUUUGACUUCAGCUUUGAUGACGCUAUUGUGAAACAAUAUGGUUGUGAAGUGCACGCCUAUGAUCCUAGUAUGAACAUGAUGGACCAUAUCCACGGCAAUCAAGUGUUCUUUCACAACGUCGGUCUGACCAGCGAUAAUAACUCAAUGACAGUUAAAGGUAUCCCAUGGAAAAUGGGAACGUUUGGAGCUCACCGAACAACCAAUGGCCAUCUGGAGAGGGCAAUUGACAUCUUAAAAGUGGACAUCGAGGAUUGGGAGUGGAUCGCAUUGCCGGAAAUGUUGCGCUCGGGAACACUCCGGGAUGUCCAGCAGUUUGUCAUAGAGUUUCACCUGACCAGGGUCAAAGCUGAACCUAGUAUUGCCCAGUAUCUUAAGUGCUUGAAAAUACUCAAGGAUAUAUAUGACGAAGGAUUUAGAAUAUUCUGGACACAUCGUAAUUUAUGGUGCAAAUUUUACUCAUCGUAUGGGAGGGAUGAACGGUGUGGUUGUCACGAGGUUUCCUUUGUGCGAGUGUCGUAGCCUGAUCUUAGUAACUAAUUACGAGUAUGUGUACAAUGUUGAGUAUGUUUUGUGUAUACUGUUUGUUACAUACAGUAUAAUCCAUGCGAUAUUCAUUUUUGCUUAAAUUGGCGUUAAGCAUUGAUUGUGAAUUCAAGUAUCGCGUGAAAAAUGAUUUUUAUGCAACUGAAGACACAUAAUAAAAGUAUAAUGAAAAUAAACGCCCUCAUUAUUAUCUACAAGAAAUCAAUAAAUAAAAUCAAGGGUGUACAAAACAUAAGUACAGACUUGGCAUCAGUUAUGUCCUGUCUUUGCAAAUAAUUUAUUUUUUGCAAAUUGAUAAUUUUUUAUCUUCAAAUGACGUAUAGACUCUUUCAGUUUAAAUUGCGACUGCAAUAUUGGUUUUGCAGAUCUCAAGUACCCAUGUCAACCAACAUCUCUGCCAUUACAAUAUAAUCAACAUUUCCUAUAGUGACAGCAACAUUUUCAUGUUUGCCAACCAACAUUAUAGUCCUGCAGUAAUUGUGAAAGAGUCUAUUUCAGAGGACUUCAAUUUGCUAUGCUUUUAAUGAAACAAAAUAUUUGGCUUUAAAAAUGUUGAUUUUUAAUGUGCCUGAUUAAAUAUUCAUGAAAUAAUUUAAUUCAGUUCUUGCAAAUUUUUCAUGAAAAAUAAAUAUCUCACGAGGGAGAUGUGAUACACAGUAAUGUUGAGAUGAGAAGUUUCAAGGAUUGUUUUUCUUCCAGAUGAACGCGAGAUUAGUUACUGUCGUGUCAAAUUGAGUGAAAUAGCAUAAUGUAUAAAGGUUGAUAUUUUUUUGAGCAUAAUAUACUGAUUAAUUACUGUAAGACAAAAUAUUUUUAUACAUUUCAUGAUUCACUUAAAAUUUGUAUCAUCCUUUUAAAUGUAUAAAGUUGAUAAUAUAAUGAGAAAGAUCACAAUUUUUAUAAUCAAAAACAACAUCGUUUUAAGUUAUGUUUUUUUUUAAGUGGAGAUUUUUAUUUUCAUGUGUGAAAUAGAGCAUCAAUUUAAUUCAAUUUUAAAUUUAGUUUUGUGUAUGUAUGUUUUACAUAUAAAACAAAUCAAUUGCCUAAAUGCCAAAUGACACUCACAUACCGAUACUGGAGGGUGGCACCAUUGUAGCAUGAUCUAUACUUAAUGUAUAUGCCUAAAACAAAAGUCACUAACAGAUUAUGUUGUUACCAAUUAUUUGUCAUUUUUCAGUAUGUAUCUUUUUAAUGUUUGUUUUACAUGUAUUUACUUCGACAUUUUAUCUGUAGAUUAAAUUUUGCCCUUUUGCUGGUUGAAUGAUGCCAUUUCAUAUCGUAGUGAGAUCAGAAUUAUACCUGACAGUGACAGGUACAGGUACAUUUUUGUUAAGGUUGGAUGUUUGGAAGUACUGUGUUUAUAUGGCUGAAGCUGGUAUAUUGUACCAGACUCUUUACCUGGCCAUGGUUUCACUUUAAUGUCCUGAGUUGAACUAAGUUUUACCCUAACUUACUUUUAAAGUUGAGAUAAAAUACAAGGAAAAAAACAGUUUAAGUUAGAGGGUCCCAGCACUUUUCUGUUGUGUACAAACCCAGAAGAACUUUUUCCUUCUAAAUCUAUGUUUAUUUUCUCUAUAUUGAUACAAAAACAAUUAUCAGUUGCAAGUCUUCUUAGGAAGUUAAAACAUUUUGAUUAUUUACAGGUAUAUUGUAGAAAAAGUAGUAACAAAUAUCAUGAUUGGUAGCACAGUGGAUAUGCUCCUUACUCUAGAUCUUCAGGGACCAAAUUCCCAAAAUUGAAGUGUUUUUGUAAAGUAGAAAAUCAUAAUGGAGAUACAUUUUAUCUAUAUAUAUAUAUACAACUUUCACUAUAGUAACCGCAUUUCUAAGGCAGAAAAAAAUAUCAACACACAUUUGAACCCAUCUUUGCUGGAGGUAUACUUAAACCCUCAGUGCUGGGGCUCUCUACCUUAACCCUUUCACCCCUAUGCAACUUUAGUAGACUCUACCAUGCAUUGAUCUGGAUGAGUCCAUAAUGGUCUACAGUGGUGAAAGGGUUAAGGUGUUUCCUUAAACCAAAGCCAUUGUGAAAUGUGUAGAAAAAGUCAGCGUAAUCUUAUGGAUACAGAUUCUUUUAUGUAGAAUUCUCCGUAUAUUUGAUAGUUGUGUGUGUUCUGUUUCGAAUGUAAACAUUAAUUGACCUAUAAAACAAGAAGUAAAUUUCUCAAAGCCUUCAAUACGGUUCCUUGGUAAGGUAAUAAUUGCUUUUGGGACUUUUUAAGUUUAAAGCAAAAUGGAGACAAGAUUUGGUAUACCAGGUCAUUGUAUUGUAGAUAUACGUGAGUUGUUGUUACUGGUUUAGAGCUUGUGUGUUUGAGAGUUCAGGAACAUUGUACCAUUUGAGGCUUCACUUCCUGUCAGGUGGUUUAGAAGGCACUUGACAUAUAUAUUGUAUACUUUGGUAUGUACCAGAUGAUAACGCUACAAGCCCCAGUGUAAUAUUUGGUCCCUGAUGUAUAGACAGUAUUUUCCAUUUGUACUUCCUAUGCUGAAGGAUGAUUGGAUUUAAUAACCAUCAAAAUGAAAGAAACUCAAAAUCCUUCCUCCCCUUGUAAUUCGUGUUUAUCUAAUACAAUUCCCACCUUCAAAUUCAGUUAAUUUCUAAAUGUAUUGAUCAAUUUUAUUAACUCAUUCACCCCUGAAAUUUCAUAAUGAACCAUUCCAACCUUUCAAUUGGAAGGGUGUAAAUGUGUCUUC